Messenger RNA from Caenorhabditis remanei, 813 nucleotides. RefSeq lists its product as uncharacterized. The record is from RefSeq and is a predicted model, not a curated record. The coding region runs from base 1 to 813 and encodes 270 amino acids. NCBI's taxonomy places the organism in Eukaryota, Metazoa, Nematoda, Chromadorea, Rhabditida, Rhabditidae. The transcript has a single exon.
AUGCUCAAACUUGACUCUAUAUUUUCAAUAAAGAAACAGGACCGUUUCACCAUUUACACAAAAUAUUAUGAAAAAAAAUAUUGUGAGAAAGCCAGAGAGGAGCUACCGAAAAAGAUGAUGAAGACAAUAAGAACUCUACUGCAAACCUACUUACAAGUUCCAGUAGCGGUCCCCGAUUCCACGUGUAUUGUCUCAAUUCCUAAGCAAAACUUCAAAUGUGGAGCAGUACCUGGCGAAUUUAUACCAAAACAUGGAGAACCUCCUGCCUGUUACUAUGAAUAUCAAAUGAUAGGCGACGAUCGGAUCCAAGUGGCUUGGUUCGUGGUGGCUGGAGUCAGAUAUGUGGCAGGCGUUUGUAUAUACUUGGAGACUCCAUAUGUAGGACGAAUUCGGUACAGAGAAGAGAUUAUUCUCGAUCUGUUGCAAAAACCUGAUUACUGGUCAACAGUCAGUUUGAAAGAAGAAACUAUGCAAGUAUUGACUCGAAAAUGUAAGAACGAAUUGACUCUUGUUACGAACAACCGGUACACUGAACCAUGUUGUUUCCGAUUCGUUUCUGACAAAAGGAAAUUCGUAACAUGCCAAGCGUUAGCUGACCACAAUUAUAAGAGGAACAACUCAACUGUUCACACCCAUCAUAUACCUAUUCAAGUAUGCCCGCAUGGCAACGAACUGGCUCUGAUUAGAAUUAAUAAUGAAACGAGAAUGCAGGCUACUUGGAACAGAAAGUGCCGACAUACAGAAUACUCUAUCUGUGCGAGUUGUGUGGAACUCAAUGAAACACCACCACCCACAUAUCAAUCAUUGUACUGA